AUGGGUCAAGCUUUUCGGAAGCUCUUUGACACCUUGUUUGGAAACUCUCAGAUACGGGUUGUGAUGGUUGGUCUUGACAACGCGGGCAAAACAACUAUACUCUAUAAGCUUCAAAUUGGAAAAGUUAUAACCACUAUACCUACUGUUGGUUUCAAUGUGGAGAAAGUCGAGUAUAAGAAUGUUGAUUUUACAGUUUGGGAUGCUGGAGGCCAAGGACUAUAUAAACUAAGGCCACUUUGGAAACACUAUUUCAACAACAAUGAUUGUCUGAUUUAUGUUGUUGAUAGCACGGAUCGUGAGAGAAUUGAUCAAGCAAAGCAAGAAUUUCAGAUAACCAUAAAAGAGCCUACGAUGCUUAACAAUAUUAUAUUGGUGUUUGCAAACAAACAGGACCUGAAAGGAGCGAUGACGCCGACGGAAGUUUGUGAAGGACUAGGUCUAUUUGAACUAAGGAAUAGAAAAUGGCACAUACAAGGAACUUGUGGCCUUAAGGGAGAUGGUCUUUUUGAGGGCUUAGACUGGUUGGCUUCAACUCUGAAGGAGAAAAAGGCUGCUGAAUACUCUUCAAUAUAA
This is a messenger RNA of Lathyrus sativus (Indian pea), 573 nucleotides long. The record is from the annotation of a GenBank genome assembly. Lineage: Eukaryota; Viridiplantae; Streptophyta; Magnoliopsida; Fabales; Fabaceae.